This is a messenger RNA of Cylicocyclus nassatus, 328 nucleotides long. NCBI's taxonomy places the organism in Eukaryota, Metazoa, Nematoda, Chromadorea, Rhabditida, Strongylidae. The record is from the annotation of a GenBank genome assembly.
AUGUUCAAGUACAUUCAAUGUGUAAUACGGUGUUUCCGUGCAGCCGAUAAAAAGCAAAAAAUAUUAGUGAGCGCAGAAUUUGAAAGUGGGCGCUUGUUACCAAAAUUUUGCUUUAACAUCUCCAUCUUAUCUGCACUAUAUCACAUUGUCUUAAGGGUAUGGUCUGAGGUAGCAUCCGGAUAUUUCAGAAACGAAGCUCUUGACAAGAUCAGUGUGGCAAACGGUGGUUGUCCACGAAAGUGAAGAAAAAAUAAUGAAAGGCGAAAGACUUCAAUAUCACAUUGUUUGACCCUUUGGACCUGAGUUCUUGCAAACAAGCAAAGAAGCC